Molecule: messenger RNA, 2169 nt
Organism: Wallemia ichthyophaga EXF-994
Lineage: Eukaryota; Fungi; Basidiomycota; Wallemiomycetes; Wallemiales; Wallemiaceae
Product: Lanosterol synthase
Exons: 10
Coding region: 1-2169 (722 amino acids)
Biological process (GO): ergosterol biosynthetic process; triterpenoid biosynthetic process
Cellular component (GO): lipid droplet
Molecular function (GO): lanosterol synthase activity
Source: RefSeq, a predicted model, not a curated record
AUGAAGACAUCGCCUCAAACGAUAAACGAUGUGCCGCACAAGCCUGUGACUGAUUACACCCGAUGGAGGUUGAUAGUUACUGACGUCGGCAGGCACCAGUGGAAGUAUCUCUCCCCUGAGCAAUCGGCUGCUUCUCCGCAGAGUAUUGAAGAUAAAUACUGGUUGGGAUUGGAUAUUAAUCUACCUCAACUCCCUGAGCCACGAAACCCCCUCGACGCUGCUCGUAAUGGCUUCAAAUUCUACAAGCAAAUUCAAUCCGUAGAUGGCCACUGGGCUGGUGAAUAUGGAGGUCCCAUGUUCUUGCUUCCUGGUCUCGUUAUUUCAAAUUACAUAUCAGGUGUGAAACUCGCCGAGGAACAGAGAGUGGAAAUUAUUCGCUAUCUCUUUAACAGAGCUCAUGAAGUUGAUGGCGGCUGGGGAAUACAUAUUGAAAGUCCAUCCACUGUAUUCGGUACAGCGCUAAACUAUACAGCGCUUAGGCUUCUUGGUGUUGAAGCAGAUCACCCUGUCAUGACUAAAGCUAGGGGGACUCUGCACAAGCUUGGCGGUGCAACUGGAUCUCCAGCGUGGGGGAAGUUUUGGCUUGCUUGCUUAGGUGUAUACGAUUGGGAUGGUGUCAAUCCAGUACCACCUGAGCUCUGGUUGCUACCAGAUUGGCUGCCAAUACAUCCUACCAAAUGGUGGAUACACUGCAGACAGAUUUACCUCCCAAUGUCAUACCUCUAUGGGAAGAGAUUCAUAGGCCGAUCGACUGAGCUUACAGAGCAGCUGAAACAAGAGCUGUAUGUGGAUCCGUACGCUAGUAUUGAUUGGUCUGCACAGCGGAACAACGUCAACAAAAUCGAUCUCUUCCAACCACAUUCAGCUGUAAUGGACGCCCUUAAUGCUGCUCUCUACUACGGAUAUGAACCCUGCUCUAUACCACCGCUUAGACAAGCAGCUCUAAGGAAAGCUUACACGCAUAUCGUUCACGAAGAUGAGAACACAUGUUAUCAGGGAUUAGCGCCUAUCAAUAAGGCUUUCAACCAGCUCUGCCGUCUGGAUGCUGAUGGGCCUGAUUCUAACGCCGUCAAGAAGCAUUUGGAAAAGACAAAUGACUUUUUGUGGCUUGGUCCUGAUGGCUUGCGUGAGACUGGUACAAACGGAUCUCAGCUGUGGGAUGCUGCAUUCAUUGCUCAAGCACUCGUUGAGACGGGACUUGGCGAAGAAGAAGAAAACAAGCAAGCCACUGAGAAGCUCCUUGAAUGGAUUGACAAAUGCCAAAUAAGACAAGAUCCGCUCUAUCCAGCUUACCGUCAACCAACUAAAGGUGCAUGGCCAUUUAGUACAGCUGAACAAGGAUAUACGGUCAGUGACUGCACAGCUGAAGGCAUAAAGUCUGUCAUAUACCUUCAGGAGUAUUUGAAGCACACAAAACACCACGUCUCGUAUGAACGUUUACAUGAUUCAGUCGAUCUGCUACUAGGGAUGCAGAACGCAGAUGGUGGUUUCGCAUCGUAUGAGCUGACGAGAGGCUCGAAACAUCUCGAACUCCUCAACCCUGCUGAAGUUUUCGGUAAGAUUAUGGUCGAAUACUCGUACCCAGAAUGUACAACAUCUGUCGUUACGGCACUGUCACUGUUCAAGAAGCACCAGCCAGAUUAUCGUAGAGAGGAUAUAGAAAGGACAACAAAUGCAGCUAUCAAGUAUAUUCAUGCCGCACAAAGAGAAGAUGGAAGUUGGUAUGGGAGUUGGGCCAUUUGUUUCACGUAUGCGGCUAUGUUUGCUUUAGAGUCGCUUUCUUCGGUAGGAGAGCACUACGAGAACAGUGAAAAAGUAAGAAAAGCAUGCGAGUUUCUUCUCAGCAAACAGAAAGAAGAUGGUGGAUGGGGAGAAUCUUAUUUGAGUUGCGAGACAGAGGAAUACACUCAGCACCAAGACAGUCAGGUAGUGCAGACUUCGUGGGUCGUUCUUGCGUUGUUGCAUGCCAGAUACCCACAUAAAGAGCCAAUCAAACGCGCUGUACGAUUGAUAAUGAGUCGACAAAACAAAGACGGUAGUUGGACGCAGGAAGCGAUUGAGGGUAUAUUCAACAAGAAUUGCGCUAUUUCAUAUCCAAAUUACAAGUUCUCCUUCACAAUCUGGGCAUUGGGGAAGGCGUAUCGAGAAGUGGGUGAUAUUGAAUGGUAA